Molecule: messenger RNA, 598 nt
Organism: Acanthisitta chloris (rifleman)
Lineage: Eukaryota; Metazoa; Chordata; Aves; Passeriformes; Acanthisittidae
Product: glutamine--fructose-6-phosphate aminotransferase [isomerizing] 1-like
Exons: 6
Biological process (GO): protein N-linked glycosylation; fructose 6-phosphate metabolic process; UDP-N-acetylglucosamine metabolic process
Molecular function (GO): L-glutamine:D-fructose-6-phosphate transaminase (isomerizing) activity
Source: RefSeq, a predicted model, not a curated record
GUAUCUUUGCUUACCUGAACUACCAUGUGCCCCGGACGAGACGGGAGAUCCUGGAGACUCUUAUCAAAGGGCUCCAACGCUUGGAGUACAGAGGCUAUGACUCUGCAGGUGUGGGACUCGAUGGAGGAAAUGACAAAGACUGGGAGGCUAAUGCUUGCAAAAUCCAUAUUAUCAAGCAGAAGGGGAAAGUGAAGGCUCUGGAUGAAGAAGUUCACAAGCAACAGGACAUGGACCUGGACAUUGAGUUUGAUGUGCACCUUGGCAUUGCCCACACUCGCUGGGCCACGCACGGCGAGCCCAACCCCAUCAACAGCCACCCCCAGCGCUCUGAUAAGAACAACGAGUUCAUCGUCAUCCACAAUGGCAUCAUCACCAACUACAAGGACCUGCGGAAAUUCCUGGAGAGCAAGGGCUACGACUUCGAGUCGGAGACAGACACGGAGAGCAUCGCCAAACUGGUCAAGUACAUGUACGACAACCGCGACAGCGACGACAUCAGCUUCACCACCCUGGUGGAGAGAGUCAUCCAGCAGCUGGAAGGAGCUUUUGCCCUCGUGUUCAAGAGUGUUCAUUAUCCUGGACAAGCAGUUGGUACCAG